AUGAUUUUCAUACUUUCGUGUUUGGAAGUGGAUGCUUUUUGUUUAGAUUAUACUCAGUGUGAUGGCUACUACUCUCCAUCAUGUUAUCUUUGCAGCUUACACAUACUAUCAUCAACUGUGCAACUUAUAUGCAAGGAAAUUAUCAGUGAUUCACAUAGACAUCGAAUUUUCUCGUCAGGCUGUGAUUUCAGUGGGAAAUAUAAUUGCAGGUGCUAUAAGGACGCCUUAGAUUUGAAAACCAUCUAUUUUAUUACGGAUGCAAAUUCUACAGAUCAAUUUCCUUUAAAAACUAGAAAGCGCCAGUAUAAAUCUGCAAUCAAAAGAAAUAUUACCUCAUCACAUUUCAAAAAAUCGAUUGAAAGAGUCAAUUUCAAUAAUCUCUUUCCUGAUUUUGAACAUGAAAAUGACAUAUCACCUACUGAACAUAAUCUUCAUCUUUUUGAUUGUUCAAAGUCUAUAUCAAUUCCUCAUCAACAUGUUCUGUCUCCUAAGCAUUCGAAUUGUUCAAAUAUAGAUGUGUUGAGGAUUUAUUUAACAAAGCAUAUGACUACUGAACUUCCUCAAUUCUGCACAUAUCCUCAUAUAUUGACUAUUCUUUGUCAAUAUAUCAAUAUGAUCCAGUUUAUCAUACAUAUGAAUGAAGAAUAUUCAAUUCAAUACAGUGAUAUAUUAGCAACAUUCAAUAUUAAUAUUUUAACAGAACUAGAAAAUGUCAUUAUUUCGAUUUAUGAAAAGUUUAUUAGGACUAAAGAUAAUUCCCACUUAGUAACUGUGGUAAUAAUUUGUGAAAAUUUAUCGAUUAUAUAUGAUUGUAUAAAAUAUUGUAAACAUUUAAAUCUCCCUCUCAUGAUCAAUAAUAAUAAUAAUUUAUUAUUAAAUUUGAAUAAAUGUUUAAUUCAAUGGUUUAUUUCCAUAGAUACUAUUCAAUAUUUUUCUUUUAAAAUAACCAUAAUUGAUACACUUGCAUAUCUUAUUCAUAUUAAUCCUCAAUAUUUCUAUAUUGACAAUCAAUGGCAUAAUGUAAUGAAUAAAUUUUUAAUGAAUUUACCAUUUACAAAUGGAUUAUACAUGAAUGAUUGUUCAUCUAAUGUAAAUGAUUGUCAUUGUACUAUGGAUACACGAUAUGAUAAUAAUAAUAAUAAUAAUAAUAAUAAUGAUUAUUAUUAUUGUUAUAUGAGUCUAGUUCAUCAACUUCAUCAAUUAGAUAAACAAUUAUUACAUCAUAAUGAACAAAUAAACAAUGAUUUCAUUGUAAAUAAUGAAUUUCCUUAUUUUAUUGUUUUAUUAGAUUGUUUUAUAUCACAAACAAACAUUACUACAUUACUUGUUAAUAAUAAUAAUAAUAAUGAUAUUACUACUACUACUACUACUAUUAGUAAUAAUCUACCAAGUAUUUACUGUUUAUUAUUAAGAUUUAUGUAUAUACAUAUCACAUCAAUUUCUUCUAUUUAUUUAUUAAAUGAUCAAUAUGUUCAAUGGAUAUUUGAUUUAUUGUUUAAAUUAUAUUACAUAAUAUCACCGUUCAUUUCGAAUCAUUUCAGUACUCCUAGUACUCCUCCUCCUCCUCCUCCUCCUCCUCCUCCUCCUCCUCCUCUUCCUACUGCUACUACUAAUAAUAGUAAUAAUAAUACUAAUAAUACUACUAAUAAUAAUAAUUAUAAUAAUAAUUAUUAUUAUGAUAUUAUUUAUUCAUUUUUAAUAAAUUUAAUUAAAAAUGAAAAAUUGAAUUUAUUAAAACAAAUUUUCUAUCAAUUUAUAAAUAAUUCAAAAUUUUCUAGAAUAAAAAUAAAAUUUUUUUCUCAAUUAUUGAAGCAAAUACAAUUACAAUUACAAUUGAAUCUAUUAUAUAAUAAUAAUAAUAAUAAUAAUGUGAGUAAUAAUAUUAAUAUUAUUAUCAUAUUAAUGGAUUACAUAAUAAAUGAUGUAAUGAUUCCAAUGAAAGAAAUCAUCACAAUGGAUUUCAAUGAAUAUGAUUUAAUAUUAGAAUGUUUUAUGAAUUUAAUAAGAAUGAGAAUUCAAUCCAUUCAUUAUAUUAUAAAUGAUUCAAUCAUUAAUAUAAAUAAUUGGAAAGUAUACAAUGAUUUCAUGGAUAAUCUAUUGGAUAUAAAUGAUGUGAAUCAUUCAUAUUACUUGUUAAGAUGUUUAGUUAAUAAUGUUUUAACUGUCCAGUUGAAUCGUCCUUCAACAGUCUCCAGUGAUCACAUUCAAUUAACGUCAAUACAAGAAUACGAACUAUUACAAAAUCGUUUGAUGUAUUCCACAGUUGGCUUAUUUUUUGAUAUUUUAAAUGAAUCAGAAAAGUUACUACACACAUCGAAUUCAAAGACUAUUGAAGAAAUCAUAUCAAUUUGGCAAUUAUUAGCUUAUCUUAUAUUAAUCUCUCAUUCAAAUUGGUCAAAUCCACCAAUGAUCAUUCAUUUAAAUCAGAAUUUAUUUUAUCAUUCAUUAAUCAAUGUUCAGAAUUCAAAUAAACAUUCGAAAAAAUCUUUUACUGAACUUGGUAUUUCAUUUAUAAGUAAAGUUAUACAAAUAAAGUUUUAUAUAAAUGAAAACUACAAGGAUCCAAUUACUGAUGUAGUUGAUUUGCAAAAUAUCAAUCAAUUAAGUUCUUUAAUUUUACCGCCAAUGAUUGUUUUACUUGAAAUGAUACCAAAUAUAGCGCCAUUAUUGAAUAAUGGUGAUUCACAUAGUGAUAAUCAUAAUAUGUAUAACAAUUCAAUCGAUCAGUUAUUCACUAUACUAGAAGAUGCUUUUACACAAGUGCAAUUUAUUAGAACAUAUGGUUUUAAUAAUUUUUAUGAGUUCCUUGUACAUUUUAUUCAGUAUACCUUUCAUGAAAAUUCUUUUAUAAACAACAGUACUACUAUUACUACUACUACUACUGCUACCAAUAAUGAUAAGAUAACAUUAUCUAAUAAAAUGUUCGAUGAACGAUCCCGAUCUUCUUCAUCAUUAACUUCUGAGGAAUCGAUAAAUAAAACAUCAAAUACUUGUACGGAUAAUCAAUAUUUUGAUCAAUCAAAUGAUACAAAUCAAAAGGAUACAAUAUACAAGUAUAAUCCACAAUCAGUACGACUAUUAGUGUUUUCAACAAGAUUAUUUAUUCGAUUAACAUUACAUAAUCUAUCAUUAUUCAAUUGUUGUCUACAUACUAAAUUAUCAUUAUCUAUUAUGAAUAAUGUAAAUGUUUCAAUGAAAUGUGAAAAUCAAUUAUGGUCAAAUUGUCUAUCAAUUAUUAUUGCUCAUUAUUUUAGUAUAUUUAAAUCAGAUUUACAUGGACCACAUUCAAUGGAGGAUAAAUAUUUACAAAUUAAUAUAAAUAAUUUAAUUGAGGAGAUUUUAAAAUUAAUGACUAAUUUAUCAAAGUGUUCAAUUAUUCGACUAAGCUGUUUAGAUUUAUUACGAUGUUUCAUGAUACCACAAUAUAUUCGACCAAUUCAAUUUUGUACAGACUAUUCACAACCACUUGGUGUAUUAAGUGUGAAAUCUGUAAAACACUUUAUGCAGCUGAUAUUGAAAGAUUUAAGACAAAUACAAAAUAUUGAAGGCAGUAACAGUCUUAACAAAGGUAAUAACCAUAAAUACCAACUCAUUACUACUCAUCAUGAUGAUGACCUUACAGAACAGGAUACGAAGCCUGCUACGUUUCAUGCAAUCAAUAGUAUAUAUCCAUACGUUACAUGUCAAAUGUUCAAUUUACUGAUUGAUUGGAUUCAAACAAAUAAUGUUCUCAUGCCAACCAUAUAUACCAUUUGGCCAAAAUUAUUAAACACUCAUCUCUUAUAUUAUCAACAUGGACAGCUACAUUAUCCUAUUCUACAAUGUACUAAUAUGUGCUCUCAUCAUUAUUCUUAUGCAUUAGCAUUUGAAGAUAAUCAAUAUGAAAUUGAUAAUCAUCAAAUUUUAUAUCAAAAACUAUUAAAUUAUAUUUGUCCAUUAUCAACCAUUAUUAAUCACCAGAGUAAUCAAUCAUCUUUGUCUACUUCGUUUAAUUAUACUAUUGAUAAUCAUAGUUUAGGAUUGUCGACUUGGUUUUGUUUACAUGGAAAACAGUUAAAUAAUACGAAGCUUAAACCUAAGUUCAAUCAAUUAUCUGAAGUGGAUCUAUUUCAAUUUGUACAAUUAAAUCAGUUACAACAUUUCAUCAGUUUGGAUAUACUAUCUUCAUCCUUAUGUCACAACAAUCAAUCUGGAUAUCAAUCAUCGAUAAAUACCACAAACACAUUACCACCUUGUUCAACUAAUCGUAGUCACCUCUCACUUCAAAUAUGGAUAUCAUCUAUUUAUUCAUGUAUAUAUAUUCGUAUUGUUGAAAUGUCAAUCAAUAAAGAGAAUACAACAUUAGACUAUCAUGAAACAUCUAUAUCAUUAAAGAGGAAUACAAAUGAAAUUGUAUUGCUUAGUGAUUUAUGCUUAGAUUUUCCUAAAGAAUGUAAUAUUUCUGAUGAAUGGAAUCAUUUAUUUUUAUAUAUUGAAUGGAUAAACUAUUUCAAUGCAAAAGUGUCACUUGUAAUCAAUGGUUGGUUUGAAUCUAUCGGCGAUCUAAUAUUGAUUAACAAAGAGUUUGCCGAUUCACAUAUAAACUGUCAACAUCAGUUUAUGCCUCCUGUGUUACGUUUUGGUCAUGUAAUUGAUGUAUACUCUUCUUUAGAAUGUAGAAGAAAUACUUUUGAUUUAGGGAAUUUACUUUUGUUUACUGGUUUACCUUCUAGUGUGCAAAAACUUUCAUCAUCAUCUUCUGAUUAUAUCUUCAAAUGCAAAAAGAAAUCUUCAAAACAACAUCAUGAACAAAUGUCACAACAGUCAGACCAUCAAAAUGAAAAUUAUUUUAACAAUUCAAUUAAAGCAGUCGCUUUAUCACUUAGCCUUUUAGGUCCAUUAUUCAAUGGUUAUUUUGAUUCAAUUGAAUCAAGUGCAUACUAUCGAAAUUCAGCUGAUUGUAUACUUCAUGCAUUUAUACGUAGAUAUGCAUUAAAGGAUUCAACAUUGAAAAGUAAUCAUUAUCAUCCUUAUCAUCAUCAUGACUAUGAUUAUAUUAGUCAAUUAUUAAUAAGAGCUCAUUCUUUAAUUCAUUCAGAAUUUUGGUUAAGAUUCUUAAAAACAUACUGUUCAGAGCAUUUAUUCAUCAUUUUGUUGAGUCAUAAUCUAACUUGUGUACAAUUCAUUUUACCAAAAUCGCUAAUAUCAUUCCAUAAAGCUGAAUAUAAUGAAUCGUUAACAACGGAAGUGAACAACGAUAACGUGCAUGACAUAUACUUGUUAAAUUCCAAUGUUAGCCAACAUUACAAAUCAUUUGAUGGAAAUACAAUACAAAUUGAUUAUCGUCAUUCGUCUGAAAAGCGAUUAUGGUUAUUAAGGAGCAUAUAUUCAUCUGAUAACAAUCAAUCAAUAUCUCACUAUGUUAACUAUUAUUAUCGAGAAAGUUUUGAUUCAGUCUUUGAACCCCAUGGAGGUAUUGAAGUGGUAAUUUGCCUUCUUGGUGAACUUGUCUGUCAAUCACACAAUUCUGAUUUGAUUUCAUAUGGACUAAAAUUACUCUUUACAAUGUUACAUCAUUCUAGUAUAAUGUAUGCAAAAUUUUAUGCACCAGCAUUAUCACAUCCUGGUUUAGAGAAUUCAAUGGAAAGACGACAUAAAAAACUAUGGUUAUUUCAAAAUUGUAAUAAUCAGCUAAAUUGUAAACCAGUUCCAUUAAGUUUUGGACAUUGUCUAUUAGCUCGUCUAUUCAAACAUCCAGAAUUUAAUAUGAUCUCAUCUAAAUCAUAUGAAAUUAUGAAAGUUUUACUAAAUGAAAUCAUAUUGACAUUUCCUGUAAAUAUUUUAUGUAAAAAAUCUAUGAACCAUACAUCAUCCAUUGCACAUUUAUUGAUCAAUCCAAGUUUAUUACGUUGUCUUAUCUUAUUCGGUUCACAAUCAUUCUGGUAUCCUUCAUUGAAACAACAACAACAACAACAAUCUGGAUUUGGUACUCAGAAUUCAACUGAUCUUUCUAAAUCAUCAAAGAAAUCAAUUUUAUUGAAUUAUGGUUUAAUACCUGGAAUAUUUGAAUUAUUAAUGAAUAUUAAUGAAUUGUCUAAUUCAACUAUAAUCAUUAUCAAAUUAUAUAAUUUGUCUAUAUUAGAUAAAUGGCAAUUAAUUAUGGCAAUGUGGAUUGGAUUUCGAGAAUUGUUCCUAGAAAAUGAUAAUCAUCAUUCAAUACAAAGAACAUUAAUGAAUCAUGAACAUUUGAGAUUUAUAACACAGCAGUGGCCAAUUAAUUCAUUGAUGAAUUGUCUGAUAAAUCGUCUUUCAUUAUCCGUAGUGACAAAUGGGCCGAGUAAAACUGGAGCAACCUUGGAAUCAAUACAUAGACAGUCAUUGUAUAAUAAUAAUAAUACUGAUUAUAUUCAUUCAUUUUAUUGUGCAAAACGAUUAUGUCUAUUGAAUUUAUGUCGUUUAAUUAUUAAUUUAGAUGCUAAUAUGUAUUUAUCUGCAGCUGAACAAGUAUUUUAUACUAUGUCAGAUUAUAAUAACGAUCAUGAUGACGAUGAUGAUGAUCCCGAUCAUAAGAUUAAUAUUGAUCAUCAAUUAUUUAUACAUAAUGAUGAGUUAGAAACUAAAGUGUCAACAUCAACAUCACCAUUAUCCAUGUCUACAUCACAAAUAUCAUUAUCAACAUUAGAUAAUGAUUAUUUAUUUUGGCAUAAAAUUACACGAAAGUGUUUAAAUUAUACGGAACGUUUAAAAAUUUGGGAAUACUUAUCAUUUAAUCAUAAUAAAGUGAUAAAUAAUAGUGAUAACAGUACUGAAGGCAAAUGUGAACUUAAUCAAACUUCAUUUGAAAAAAAUUCAUCUAAACUUUUAAUUGAUUCUUCUACAUCAUAUGAUAUAACUCGAAUACAAACACAAAAUUUAAUUAAUACUGAAGAGAAUCAAAUUCAAACAGCAGAAAUUCAAUCUAAUCACUGUCAAUCAUUGUCAUCAUUAUCAUCAUCUACAUCGAAACAACAAUAUCAACAAAAAGAACAAUUGUCAAGUAAUGAAGGAUAUCAAUUGAACAUGAUUGAAUCUAUAAAGUAUCCAAUGGUUAUAUCAGAUUCCGGUGUAAGUAUAUCAUCUUUACCGGUUAGUAGUGUUGAUCUAAUAAAUGUAGAAAAGGAUGUAUAUCAUAUAUGUGAAGAUAAUGAAUCUAUUCCUACAAAACAUAUUCAAGAAGAAUUAAAUAAUUUCAUUGAAACUGAUUAUACUACUAAUAAAUAUAUAUUAAAUUGUGUUCAAUUACGUAUUGAACAAAAUAGUAUAUUUUCUAAACAUUUAAUUCAUUGUUUAGAUCAUGUUUGGUAUAGACAUUUUCCAAUUGAAUUAUUAUCAAAUGUUUAUUUCAAAGAUAAGCUGAAACGAAAUAUAAUCAAAUUCAAUAACAAUAAUGAGAUGGAUGGAGAGAAGAAGGAGGAGAAGGACGACGUCGACGACAACGACGAGGAGGCGGAGCAGGGGGAUAAACAUGAAGGAUUUAUUCAUGUUUUCACAAAAAAUAUUUCACAUUCAAAUGAUUGGAAUCUAUAUAAAUUGAAAUCAACUUAUCCGUUAUUAUUGGAUCAUGUUAAUAGUAAUUCAUUAAUUGCAUCACAUUGUUCUACUUCAAUUCGACCACCUUUAUGGUUGAUUUAUAGUUUAAUACGACAUCCAUAUUUAUCUCAACGUGAAUGUGCUCUUACAGGUUACUGUGUUUGGUUACAUUUUGAAGCUAAUAAAUGGAUAAAAAAAUAUGAACAAUUAUCAACAAAUUUCAGUCAAUCUAUUUACUUUGAUUGGUCUAUUCCUGUAACAACAUUACAUCAUCAUCAUCAUCAUCAUCAUCAUCAUGAUCAUCAUCCAACUACUAAUACUACUAAUAAUACUACUAAUACUACACAAUUGCAUAGAAUUAUACCAUAUCAAUUAUCAAGAAUACGUUCAUUUGCUAUAGGAUUAUUAUUACCCACAUUACCAUUUCUAUGUAUAACAAAUUGUAAUUCAGAUAUUGAUCUUAAAACUUAUUAUUCUAAUCGUCAUUUAUGUUCUAAAAAAUUAUUAAAUCGUUCAUUCGGUUUAAUUUUACAUGGAUUAGAGACAUUUUCAUUCAUGAAUUCUAAUGAAAUAAUAAUAAUGAAUGAAUAUUUUCAGAAAACUAAUUGUUUAUUAGAAUCUUCUUCGCAUGAUGUAACUGGAUUUAUCUCUGAACCAACUUACAUUCAUCAUGCUCAUCAUCAGUGUCAUCAUCACCAUCCUAUUAUCUCUGUCGAAUUUGAAAAUAUCAUCAACAAUGCAAAUAAUAAUUCAAAUGUCAGUAAUGGGAGAUAUGAUCAAUUGCCAGCUAAUAAAAAUGCUACUACCACUACUACCAUUACAGCUACUACUACCACUACUACUACUGCUACUACCACUUCUACUACUACUAGUACUGCUACUGCCACUACUACCACUACUACUACUACUAAUAGUAAUAAUAAUAACAACCGUUGUAAUAAUCCUAAUUUUCAUAAAUAUUAUCUAUUAUCUACAUUUCCAGUGUUAUUUUCAACAUUGAUUGGUAGUUUCAUUGAUGCAUUAAUAAGCUGUAUUGUUAAAUUAAAACUAAUUAAUCAUACAAAGUUAAAAUCUGAUCACAAAGAUGAUAAAGAUGAUCAUCACAAAGGAAAUCAUUGUAGUUCUUCUACGGCUACUAUCAAUAAUGAUGAUAAUGAUAUUGAUGAUGAAACCAGUACACCAGAAAUUGAGUUAUGUACUUAUGGUUUAGAUGCUUUCAUUAUUUUAUUACAGGAUUCAGAUAAUUGUGUUCUUAGUUCAGCUAUCAAAUCUAAUUUAUUACCAGUAUUAUACAAUAUGGCUUGGUUAUUGGAAUUUGGCAUUCAUGAAGCUAAUUCAUUAUUACAUAUGCAUAAUAAUGAUUAUCAUAACACUAAUAGACCACCAAUGUCUAUUAUUCCAUCUCUCUUAAUGCCUAUUUUUACUAGUUUAAAUCGUUUAAUUGGUCGUGUAAUUAAUUGGAUGAUAAUCGAUGAAAAAUUCAGUAAUGAAUUAAUUCCUUCAUCUUUUCCUGUAUUUCAUUAUUCCUUGGAUACAUCAUUACGAUUUCAAUUGAUAAGAACUUUUCUACAAUAUUUAAUUUCAAUGAAACCUGAAUUGAAUAAUGAAGAUUAUGAUGUUUAUGUUGUAAAUUUGGAAUCAGAAGUACAGUUGAAUCCUGGACCAGUUAGUCGAUGUCUUGUUCGUCGAGUUUUACAUAGUCUUUUAGAAACUUCAAUUAGUCAGUUAGAUCGAAUUGGAGAAGAACUUAACAAAUCAGUAGCCUUUAGUCAACAAAAUAUAGGUAAACAACAAGAAAAUGAUAUACAAACAGCUACUGAAGAUGGGAAUGUUAAGUAUCUUUGUGAAAAUUUAAAAUUACAUUAUAAUCAUUUAGUAUGGAUAUUAAAUUGUACUGUAAAUGUACUGAUUUAUUCACCUUAUCGAGAUGAACAAAUGAUUAAUAUCCUGAAUCAGUUAAAUUCAAUGCCUGAAAUAUCCAAGCACAAAAAUACAACCAUUUCUCCAGUUCCUGUAAGAAUACAAAGUUUUCAUGUUGAUUUGGGCGAAGAGAUUGAUGUAGAUCAAAAUAUGAAUCAAGCUUGCACUACUCCUUCUACGCUUAAUCAAUAUCAUCAUGAUCUUGGUGAUAUAAAAGAAACUUCAUAUGAUCUGUCGAAAUAUUGUUUCCAUCAUGACAACAACAAGAACUGUAGAUGUGAGAUAAUGAGAGAGAGACAUUUGUUAUUUUCAAAGCAUAAGAGUUUAUUUUUAUGCAUGCAUCAAAGUUUGGAACAAGCUAUUAUCACUUCAAUGUUUACUACAGCACAACAUAUUCAGAGUGGUAAUUUACUAAAAAUUCCAAAUAUUUCAAAUUAUAUAACAACGAAUGAUUUUAUGAAUUUAUACAAUAAAGCACUUGGUCGAAUUCUUGUUUCACGUAUACAAUUACCAGAAAUUAAUGUAGCUGUCGAUUUCUUAGUUACCUAUUUAUUAAAACUAUUUAAUGAAGACUCUUAUUUGUUAAAUUCAUGUUUAGCAGCAUUGCCACCAAUGUAUUCCCCUACAUUUUGGAAUAAUCUAAUCACUAUAAAAUAUUGGUUACAUCAAAAUCUAUCAAUAUGGUUCACAUAUAUAUCAUCUAAUACAUUAGAUAUUCAUCAUAAUAUAAAUCAUGAUUUAUUCUUUAACUUAACAAUUAAUAAUGAAACAAAUAUGAUAAAUCAACAAUUAACUCAAUUAUAUACAAUUAUUGAAAUGAUACUUAUCAAUAAUCAUAUUAUCAAUGAUAAAUCAAUACAAAAUUUACCAUCGUCAUUAUUAUUAUCACCUUGGUUACAAGAGAAAUUCAAUCAUGUUACACCAUCUGAAUUGUAUACAUAUCAUGAUCUAAUUAAAAUUGAAUAUAAAAAACUUAGUGAACAAUGGAAAUUAUCACUGCCUGAUUUAAACAAAUUGAUACAUUUAAAAUUAUCUACAAAUAAUAAAAGUGUAUCUAUGGUUCAUGAUAAAAAGUCAAUACUUGUUCAAUUGAUACAAAUGUUUUGGCCAAAAUCAACUAAUAACAAAUUAACAAAUAAUGAAAAUCUCUUUUCAUCAUUGAAUGCUUCAUCGAAAAAAUAUUUACCAAGAAAAUUUCCUAUUACACAAUUGUGUAGUCAAGCACGUAAACAAUGCGUUGAUGGUCAGAAUGCAUGGUUAGAUGCUUAUAGUGAACGUAAACGUAUUGUAGGCCCAUUGGGUACUGUACUUUGGGCGCGUGUAGCUGAGCAUUUAAGUCAUAGCAGAGGAUUAUUUUAUCAUUCGGAAUCUACUCCAUUUGGUUGGUGUGUUGAUCCUGUAGAAGAUUCAUUACGUCAACAUGGUCGAUUUUAUUAUACACAUUUACCAAUGGCUGAACGUUUAAUACAUACAACUUCACGAUCGAAUCUAUUAUCCGCGCGUCAAUCACAUCCACUUGCCUCGUUAAUUGGUUUACCAUCAAUCAUGAAUCAUUCUCAACCUGUAAUUGGUGCAGCUUGUACAUGGCAUAAUUUACCAUUAUGUUUACCAUUAUCAUCUAUUCCAUUAAUACAAUUAGCAUCAGCUAGCCGAUAUCAUAUUCAAGCUGUUUGGGCAUGUCGUUUAGUUGGUAUUCUACAUAUUCCACCUAUUGAAGGUGAUUUAAUACUUGGUCAAACAUGGUUAAGAUUUCAACCUGAUCCAUUAAUGAAUAGAAAUUUAUUGAUGAAUGAUGAUUGUAAUAAUAAUGACAGUAAGAAUGCGCAAUUUAUUGAGAUUGAAUCAUUAUAUCCUUAUCAAAGUCCUUCUAAUCGAUUAUGGUUUGCAUGGUCUUUUAAAUCAAUUCAUCAUAUUGAAGCACGUCGAUAUUCAUUACGUGAUAUUGCAGUAGAAAUAUUUCCCGAUGAAACAGAUGUGAAUGCACCAAUGCUUUUUGCUAUGUAUUCUUCUAAAGACAGGGAUAAUUUUAUCGAAACUAUCACUCCUUUAAUUGGUCAUCAUUCAUGUUAUUGUAUUCAUCAUUAUCAUAAUCGAUUAUUAGUGAAUACCGAUGAACAAUUUGCCAUAGCUAAUCCUCUCCCAUCGAUUCAUCAUCAUCAUCAUCAUCAUCAUCAUCAUCAUCAUCAUCAUCAUCAUCAUCAUUGUACUUUUAAACAAUUAAAAAAAUGUAAAUUACAAAAUGUACAACAAGCAUGGUUAAAUGGCGAAUUAUCAAAUUUUGACUAUUUAAUGAAGUUAAACACAACUGCUGGUCGAAGUUAUAAUGAUUUAAUGCAGUAUCCUAUAUUUCCAUGGAUUAUACGUGAUUAUGAAAGUCUUGUGUUAGACUUAACCCAACCAACUUCAUUUCGACGAUUAGAUCGUCCAAUAGCUGUACAAGAAGACGAUAGAGCUGAAGCUGUAGCAGCACGAUUCAAUGAAGCUGAAUUACUAUCCAAAACAUCAUCUACAUCACAUCCAGAAGCAUCGGGAAUACAAUCAAAAACGUCUACUUUAUCGAAUUUAAGUAGUGUUUGUCCACCAUAUCAUUAUCCAGCGCAUUGUUCAAAUGAAGCAAUUGUGUUACAUUUUCUUGUUCGUUUACCCCCAUACACUUUUCGUCAUUUACGUUUUCAAGAUAAUAAUUUCGAUGUACCCGAUCGUUUAUUUCAUUCAAUUGCAACAACAUGGCGUUUAGCUACUACUUCUGUUUCAUGUGUUAAAGAAUUAGUACCAGAAUUUUAUUUUCAACCAGAAAUGUUUAUUAAUCGAAGUGGAUUGAAAUUAGGCUGCCGACAACCAGGUGAUAGUGUAGAUAAUGUUGAAUUACCACCUUGGUGUAAAAAUGAUCCACGUUUAUUCACAUUAAUUUGUCGUGCUGCAUUAGAAAGUGAUUAUGUAUCAAUGAAUUUAUCAUAUUGGAUUGAUUUAUUAUUUGGUUAUAAACAAUCUGGACAAAAUGCUAAAGAUUCUUUGAAUCUAUAUCAUCCAUAUACAUAUUUUGGCUCAAUCAAUGUGGAUACAAUAGACGAUCCUAUUUUAGCACAAGCUAUUGAAGGUAUGAUUAAUAAUUAUGGUCAAACACCGAAACAAUUAUUUCACAAACAUCCUCAUCCAUGUCGUAAAUUGCCGUUUUCUAAUGAAGCCAGACUGAAUAUGACGUCAAAAUUUAAAAGUAAAUCCACUGGUACAAUGUAUAAUAUGACGAGUCAAGAGAACGUUGGAGAUAGACGUUCUUCUACACCCGCAUUAUUUAACUGUAAUAAUAUCAAUGAUGACGAUAAGAAUUCAUUACAAGCGGCAACGUUUUCUGUGAGUGACAAACAAUACUCAUCAGUUAAACUGGACAACACACCGUUAGAAACUGUGAUUGGAUUAAAAUGGGGUGAAUGGGCAGGUAGUCCACAGGUGAACUCUUUUGAAAUAAUUUGGAAGAAACAGUUCAUCAAUACAAAGUUAUCAGUAUCGAAAAGUACAAAGAAUUCACUGGAAUAUUCUGAAAUAUUAAAAAUACCAUUUCUUAGUCAUUUAACCGGUUCUAUAUGGUGUGAAUUCAAUAGGAAAGAUACUCAUUUACUUCAUUGUAUGAAUCAAUUUAACAAUAUCUCUUCAAUAAAUAAUGAUAAAUUAUAUCAUUCUUGGAAUGGUUGGGUUGAUUUCAACAUUGAUCAUGAAAUAGGUGAAUGUUUCUUGUCAUCAUUCUCAUCAUCUCAUUCUACAGAAAUGUCAUCAUCAUCAUCAUCAUCGUUCACAACAGAUGUUCAUACUGAUUGUUCAUGGUAUUGGAAAAUUCUUCACUGUGAAUCAAAUGCAUGUAUAUGGGUAUCGUUAUUACUAGACAUUAGUAAUUUACAAGAUCAAUUGUAUCCUGUACCAUAUUUAAUAAAAUUGAAACCAUCUUUACUAGACAAUAGAACUUUAAAUAUUUUUAUAAAACGUUUACCCAAAGAAUCACAUAGUACUUGUAAUGCUACUUCUAAUUAUCCUUAUGACGAACCUUUUGGAACUACUGAUUCCUCUCCAUCAGAACUACAUCAUCAUCAUCAUCAUCAACAUAAUGAUGAGAUAAACUUACAAUUACCAUAUUCAAAUCCUCUUCCAUUCGAUACUGGAAAAUCUUUAAUUACUUCAUUAGCUGUUUCACCUAGUUCAAGUCAUGGUAUUCAAUUAUUUGUUGGUACCUGUUUUGGAUCAAUAUAUGUAAGACAAUUGCCUACAAAUUUAUAUGAUAUUUCAUCCAUUGACAGUUGGUUACCACAAGAUUAUCAAGGAGAAUCAUCAUUAAAUGAAGAUAAACCAAAUUGUACAGCAAAUAUUCAUAAACGAUCAAGAAAAGAAUCAACAAAACGAAACAUGAAACAUUCAAAACUGACUAUUACUACUACUACUACCCCGAUGAAUCCUACUCAAACUCUUAAUCAUUCUAUUCAUGAUGAGAAUCAUAAUAAUAAUAAAGAAACCGCUGGUUUAUGGGAAAUUACCGGUUGGAAACAAUUAUAUGGUCAUGCUGGACAUGAAAUCACUAGUUUAGUAAUUAAUCGUAAUAAUAGUUUAAUUGCUAGUGGUGAUAAUCAAGGUUAUGUAUGUUUAUGGGAUAGAUAUCGUUUAACAUUAAUUAAAACAAUUAAUACUAAUAUUAUUAAUGAUCAUGAUUAUCAACAAAAUGAAUUCGGUGAUAGUUCAAAUAGUAGUCAGAGUCAUAGUAUCACUACUACUACUACUAAUACCGGUCAAGAUUACCAUAGCAUUCAUGAUUUGAAACAACCCCGUAGACGAUACUCCUCUAAUCAUCUUACUGUGGAGAAUUCCAUACAUAAAAGUAAUGAAGAUAUACAAAUGAAGAAAAAGAAGUCUAUUUUAAGUAGUAGUAGUAGUAGUAGUAGUAGCAGUAGUACUUCAACAGCUGAUUUUAUAAAUAUCAAUGAUGAUUCAGUAUUAUUGAAUAAUUUUAAACGUAUUGAUGGAAUAUGCUUCAAUUUAACAUCCGGUGAAUUAGUUGUAGCCAAAUGGAAUCAUCCUAAUUUUAAUGUCUGUUGGCUUGGUUUAUAUUCUUGUUCUGGAGUUUGGAUAGCUAAUCGUAUUUUAGAUUUUCUAGCUGAAAUCAAUGAUCCAUUAAUAGAUUCACUUUUAUUACAAAUCUAUGAUGAUAAUUAUCAUCCUUUAGUUCCUAUGGCAUUUUCAACUGUAUCUGAAGGUCGAGGUGUGAAUUGUUUAUUAGUUGGUGGUCCAGGUGGUCGAUUAGUUUGGUUGAAUUCAUGGACAUUGGAUACAAUACGAACAUAUAUGCUCCCAGAUAAUGAUGAAAAUGCACGUAUAACAUCAGUUUGCUUCGGACCAUUGUUGAAUACUACUACCACUACUGCUACUACUACUACUACUACUACCACUACUACUACUACUACUGCUACUACUAAUACUACUACUACUAAUAAUAAUAAUAAUGUGAAUUAUCAUACAAAUUCAAAAGAUUUAGGUGAAAUUUUAUGUCAAGGUUUAUAUGUAACUGUUCAAACAGGUUGUUUAUAUCAUUUUGGUCCUAAAUCUAUACAAACAUGUCCUACUAUAGAUCAAUUAAAUAAUGAUAACUAUUCAUUUUAUUCAACUAAUGAACUGUAUAAACAUUCUAUUGUACAUUGGUUAGAUACAUAAUGACUAUGUAGUUAUUUUUAAUAUGAUUGUUGUUUAGAAUGAUUUUAAAGAUUUUUACUUUAACCGACUUCCUUUUUUAUUUGUGAAUUUUUUUCUCUUUUGAUAAAUACAUAUACGUUCUAUUGUAUC
Schistosoma bovis is the source of this 15285-nucleotide messenger RNA. The record is from the annotation of a GenBank genome assembly. NCBI's taxonomy places the organism in Eukaryota, Metazoa, Platyhelminthes, Trematoda, Strigeidida, Schistosomatidae.